CACCACUUUCUUGAUGUUGUUGUAGUCAAUAUAAUUUAGUGGCUUUAUUUUUAUUAAGUUACAAAAUUUUUUUAGUAAAAUAAAGUAUAAAAUAUGAAAUGCUGCAGUCGUUAUACACUGGGUGUAGUCAUUGGCUCUGUAUAUAUUUUAACCAGUUUGAUCGUUUUUAUUUUAAUGUGUGUAUUUCUGGUGCAAAUCCAUACAGAUAGCGAUUUUGGUAAAACGUUCAGACCUAAUGCAUCUUUAACAGUUGGCAUAGUAAUGGGCGUAUGUCUAGUAGUAGGUAUUAUAUCUGGUCUACUUGUAUGGGGUAUCACCAAGAGACGUCACAAUUGCCUGCUUCCCUUUAUAAUAAUAUAUGGUGUUGGUUUUAUCUUUAGUUGUUUGAUAUUUGCAUAUGGUUAUCUCAUAGCUUUAGUAGUUAAUGCACCUACCGGUGAAUUUAUAGCGCUGAUCUUUAUAAGCAUUAUUAUUACAGUUCUUCAAAUAGUAAUUUUUUGCUUUUUUAUUGCUCUAUAUAGAAGUAUACGCAGGAAGAAUAUUAACAAACCCCGUGCGGCUACUGGAACUUUACAGGUUGAAUAUCAGACUCAACCUUGCCAUUACUCAGUAGUUUCAAAUAAGUAGUAAAAUUUAUGUUAAGCAUUUAUUUUGAAAAUAAAAAUUUAAAAUACUCAUA
Messenger RNA from Lucilia sericata (common green bottle fly), 679 nucleotides. RefSeq lists its product as uncharacterized. Lineage: Eukaryota; Metazoa; Arthropoda; Insecta; Diptera; Calliphoridae. The transcript has 5 exons. The record is from RefSeq and is a predicted model, not a curated record. The coding region runs from base 94 to 627 and encodes 177 amino acids.